Messenger RNA from Hyalella azteca, 3025 nucleotides. It is a transcript of the gene Ufl1, whose product is annotated as E3 UFM1-protein ligase 1. The record is from RefSeq and is a predicted model, not a curated record. Gene Ontology annotation, cellular component: endoplasmic reticulum membrane. NCBI's taxonomy places the organism in Eukaryota, Metazoa, Arthropoda, Malacostraca, Amphipoda, Hyalellidae. The transcript has 15 exons. Bases 98 to 2524 code for a protein of 808 amino acids. Gene Ontology annotation, molecular function: UFM1 ligase activity. Gene Ontology annotation, biological process: response to endoplasmic reticulum stress; protein K69-linked ufmylation; regulation of proteasomal ubiquitin-dependent protein catabolic process.
CAAAUUUUUAUGAUGAAAUAAUCUAUUUGCAAAGCUUGUGCUUAUACUUACAUACAUUUCUCUUUCUAAGGAUUUUUGACUUAGCAGAUUUAAGAUCAUGUCUUCUGCAGAUUGGGAAGAAGUAAAAAGGCUAGCUGCUGAUUUUCAGCGAGCCCAACUUGCAAAGUCCGCCGAGAGAUUAUCUGAGCGGAACUGUGUUGAACUGAUCAAUAAACUUCAAGAAUUGCACCUUCUGAAGCUGCACUACACAUGCGAUGGCAAAUCAUACAUCACUCCACAGCAGCUUCAGAAAGAAAUUCUUGAUGAGGUUUUCUUGGCUGGAGGACGCAUGACUUUGGUGGAUCUGAGCCGAUUGCUCGGAGUUGACCUGAACAUCGUGAGUGAAGAAGCUGCUGCUCUGGUGCAAUCACAUGGAAAUCUCCAGCUCAUCUUUGGUCAAAUUAUCUCCAAAGAUUUUAAAAACGCUCUUGUUGAAGAUGUCAAUGAGAGACUCAUCAAGAAUGGUUCUGUAUCAGUGGAUGAGUUGACUGCCGAGUAUGAGCUGCCAGUUGAAUACCUCAGAACGUUGCUGGAGAGUCGCGUGGGCCACGGUCUCAUGGCCGUCCAAGACUCCAACACUCCAGGCUUCUUCUACACGGCCCAGUACCUGGAACGCGUGCGCUCCAGCAUCAGAGGACUCAUGACUGCAGUGACUGUGCCCACCAGCGUGCAGCGCCUCAUGCAGCUCUACCCCUGCAAUGCUAAGCUAUUCAUGGGAAGCGUUGAGCGAUUGGUAUCGUCAGGCCGUGUGAGUGGAGAACUGAUCGGAGGCAAGCAGAACCGCCAUUACUCCUUCGUGCCGUCACUGCACUCGCGCACACAGAGCGCACUCAUUGAUGCCUUCUGGAACCAAAAUGGCUACUUGGAGUUUGAGUUUGUAAAGCGCCUUGGCAUAGAGGACGCUGCAGGUUUCUUGUCUCGUCGCUAUGGGGGCCACAACGAGCUGAUGUUGGAGGGCGUGUGUGUCGGGGAGCCCUUGCUGCAGCGCCUCACUACCGCGCUAGAGGAGGCCUUGGCCACACAUACCUUCUUCGACGCCGCGAUGGUGCUACCCUCGUGCUUCAGCAGUGAGCACAUCAGCAGCCUGCUGGAGUUUGCUCUGCAGCAGUGCGGCUCUCAGGUCGCAGGCAACAACUCCGUGCCUAAGGGCAAGCGCUCUAUGCUCAUGUCAGGAAGCAAGAGUGAACGGCCGCUGGUGCUUGGGUCGUGCGUACUCAGCGGUGUGCUCGUGGCAGGCCUCAAAGAAGCCCUCACCACCGACAUGGCUGAGAGGGCGCGCAAGCUUGUUGCUGCGGGAGGCUUCAAGCCUAAGCCAUUGGGUGGAAAAAUGAAGCUGGACGACGGCGAGCCUGCGAGCAGUAAGAAGGAAGAGCGCCGCAAGAAGGCUGCAGGAGGCAAGACGGGGGGCGGCACGCAGGGCCGCGAGACCAAGACGCGCUCCACUAAAGGGCACAAGGGACGACGCGGUGCACAAGACGACGAUGGGCUCGAUGAUGACGCCACCGAGUCCACAUCUUCUGCUGCUGGCCCCAUGAAGUUUCCUGACGUCGAGUUCCUGCCUUUCGAUGAGCUCAAGUCGAAGCUGUCUGACAUGCCUGAGUUGACUGACGCUGACGAGGAGCUGUUGGAAGCUCUUACUACGGAGCUGCACCAAUGGAGCAGGAAGGUGUACAAGGACGUGUGCGUGCAGUUGUACGAGAGCCUCGGGUCAGGAGCUGCAGGAGGCGGCGGCAGGAAGACGUUCCAGCAGUUGCAGGAGCGCGUGCUUGCUCUGCUCACCACCUGCAGACUGGCAGAGAUGGCCAUCAAGGAGUUUCAAGGCGACACAGCGUUGCAGUUAAGUCGUCAUUUGCUGCGAACCUACGGCGCCGAACUGUUGGCUGAACUACUGCUGAACACUGCUGAGCUGCCUCAGCAAGACCCCGUGCUGCCUAAAGACCUCACUGCUGAGGCACGCGUAAAGCUAAUCAGUGGACUGCGUCCUGUGGCCGAGGGAGGUUGUCGUGAGACGAUGCUGGCGGCGCACAAGACCCUUGCUGGAUCUGACCUCGCAGCGUAUUUCUCGGCGGUUGAAAUCGCCAUUCAGGAUUCCGGUAUCAUGAUUCCCAAGAAGAAAGAUACGAAAAAAGAUCGGCAGCUGCUGUCCUCCCACCGAGCUGGCCUUGUAGAGCAGUUGUCGACGUGCUGCGAUCCCGCCCUCUGCCUACACCUGGCGUCGCUGCUGCUCUUCCACUCCUCCACGGGGAAACUCUUGCAUGCAUCCGGCAAAUUUGUUCCCUCAGUGCUGGCCUUCCUGCGUCCCCACCUUGGAGACGAGCUCAAUGACCUCGUGCAUCGGUAUCAGGAGUUGGUUAUGAAGAAACUCACUUCAGGCAUUGAAGGAGAUGAUGACCUGAACGCUGUCAACCAGCAGUUAGAGGAGCUUACGCCAUGUCUUAAGGACAAAACCAUAACCUUCAGGAAAUACUCCUCUGAAGCAUCAUAAUCCGUUAUUCUGUAGGAAAUCCUUCAUAAAUCUUCCGAGGUGGAAAUUAGUAUCAUCAUUUCAUCAGUGGGUUUGAAAGAUUGGGUUUUAAAUUCUUCUGUAAGAGAUUUAACUCGAGUAAUUUGAUAUUGUUGCAGCUUCAAAAUUAUCUUUGUAGACUUGAUUUAAAUUAAAUGGAUCAAGUUAUAGGAAAUUAGGAGCACCUGGUUAAAUAUUGAGGCUCAUCAAGGCACGCAUGAUAGAGCUUCAAAAACAAAAUGUUCGAAAAUUGUUUUAAGUCCGAAGAAAGUCUCACUUCUCACUGUUGUGAUCAGUUUGUUGUGUAUAGCACAAGUUCGUCUUGGUGGUUACGGUUGUAGCUCUAUGGUAUAUGGUGUGUUUCAUAUCACAAUUAUGUGCCAAGGCUUUUACUUUCUUUAAUCUUCAAUGUUUUUGUUGUCAUAAGGGUCCGGAAUUUAAAAGUAAAGAAAAUAGCCAAAAAGUUCACCAUUUCUUAUGAGA